GGCUGGCUGUGAGUGACGCGCCUGUAGGAGUCGGACUCUGCGCUGCAAUAAAGAGGCAGCGGGCAGCGGAGAGCGCACAAUAGUGGAGCAGAGAGAGAGAGAGAGAGCGAGAGAGAGGCGUCCCAACUCCACCGCUAUACACCACCACCACCACCAUCACCCCCCAUCAAAACCAUCACAACCAUCAACCACAACGAGCACCGACUUCUCCUCCACACCGCCGUGCCUGCUUGUGCGCUGCCUCCUCUCUGUGCGCUCUCACCGCGGAGGAACCCCGCAGGAUCAUGCUGCCGCUCCGGCAGUCUCAUUAACUCAUCCAGCGCGAGGAACAAGACUGCUCUGCGGGGCUCCAACACCCUGAACCACCGCCUGGACCCCGACUGGACACGGAGAAUUAAAAAAGAAAACUUUUCCUAUUGGUCGCCUGUUGGAUAUCUCAGAGCAGCCAUGGGCAGUAAGACCCUGCCAGCACCGGUCCCCCUCCACCCAUCCCUACAGCUGGCCAACUACUCCCUCCUGCAGAGCUCCACAGGUCUCCAGCUGCCAGCAGAUAACUUACACAGCAUCUACAGCUUCAGCGCCCUGCACGCCAUCCACCUCCACCAGUGGACCCUCGGCUACCCUCCACUCGGCCUCCCCCGCUGCACCAUCUCCAAGCUGCCUUCUCAGUUCUCUUCCAUGGCCUCCAUCCCCCUGUUCCCCCACCUCCUGCAGCCCAGGCAAGACUCAGCGGGGCUGCUGCUGAGCUCCAAGAACAAGCCCCGUUUUGACUUUGCCAACCUGGCCACAGCAGCCACCCAGGAGGAUCACCUGAAGGCGGAAGAUCUGAGCAUAACUGGUGCUGCCGCCGCCGCCGCCGCAGCUCAGGCUUCAUCUCUCCACCCGAGCUCCGCCGGCCUGGGAUGCCUCCUGGACGUGACCAAACUCUCUUCUCCGGAGCGCAAGUCCAGCCGAGGUCGCCUGCCUUCCAAGACAAAGAAAGAGUUUGUCUGCAAGUUCUGCGGACGCCAUUUUACCAAAUCCUACAACCUGCUGAUCCACGAGAGGACGCACACGGACGAGAGGCCAUACACCUGUGACAUCUGCCACAAGGCCUUCAGACGACAGGACCACCUCCGGGACCACAGGUACAUCCACUCCAAAGAAAAACCCUUCAAAUGUCAGGAGUGUGGGAAGGGCUUCUGUCAGUCCAGGACUCUGGCUGUCCACAAAACAUUACACAUGCAGGUCAAGGAACUGAAGCCAGCCAAGAUCAAGUGAUUCACUCUGCCUGCAGGGAGGGGGGGGGGACACUGGAAAAAAAAAACACAUGACCAAAGACAACAACAGUGAAAGAACAACCAAAGACUUUUCAUCUCAGAGCCGUCCGCAGCGAUGGGAAUACUUUCCAAGGAUGAAAUGUUUCAGCAGCCAGCCUCUUAAAGAAAUAACACAGAAAUCGGCCUUAGCGGAGACGUGUGUGCGUAGUUAUAAAAGCCUGAUUUGGCACAGGACCCAGUGGACGUGUGGAAUGUGAAAUGGACCUGAAGAACAAAAAGGCUAUAAAAAAAAAAUCUGUGUGGCUGCUCAGUGAAAACUUAACUUCUAAUCCAAAAACUUUUUUUUUUUUUAAAAAGGGACACGACUCUUAUGCAAUGUUUUUAAUACAAGAGCUGAGAAUGAUCAAAGCCAUGUUAACAUAGACACGUUUUCAAUAUCACAUUCCAAUGUUAUUUUUGUACAGAUACAUUAUAUCAGAAAUGUAUUUUUGCACUUUAACCUGAUUAUUGAUUAUUUACAUAUAUCACUGGAUUUC
Molecule: messenger RNA, 1795 nt
Organism: Labrus bergylta (ballan wrasse)
Lineage: Eukaryota; Metazoa; Chordata; Actinopteri; Labriformes; Labridae
Gene: osr1
Product: odd-skipped related transcription factor 1
Biological process (GO): urogenital system development; regulation of transcription by RNA polymerase II; embryo development
Cellular component (GO): nucleus
Molecular function (GO): DNA-binding transcription factor activity, RNA polymerase II-specific; RNA polymerase II transcription regulatory region sequence-specific DNA binding
Source: RefSeq, a predicted model, not a curated record